AUGCCUCACUUGACUCCGUUGACUCGCCCCCAAGACUCCCGCUUCCCCGCUGCUCCCGCUGCUGGCAAGCCGGCCCCUAAAACGAAGCCGGUGAAGGGCAACCCGGGUGCUGUCCCCAAGGCGCCUGUUCCCGCUGCUGGCGCGUCGGGUGUUCCGCCGAAGCAGGCGGGAGCUGCAGACAGCGCGGGCGCAGCCCCCAAGCUGCCCACCGCUCCCGCUGCUGCUGGCACGUCGGGUGUUCUGCCGAAGCUGGAGGAAGCUAAAGAGAACUCAGGCGGCGCAGCCAGCCAGCCACGGGUUUUGACUGAGGAUGGUAAUGAUGUGGAGAACAGCGCUGACUGGGUUGACUCCGUUGACUCUAUUGACCCGGUUGACUCGGUUGAAUCUGUUGACUCGGUUGACUUGGAGAACCCGCGGGUGCUGCGUGAUGUGGCGGCGGACUUGAAGCGGUCGUUUGAUGAUUUCAGCGGCGCCGUGAAGGAUUCCAUCGGGCAGGCGGGGAGGAACGUGCAGAAUUCGUUCGAUCAAACGUUCCGCACUGGCAAGUUCGCGCCCAAGCCGCGCCGCGGCGGGAGGAAGCACCCGCGCGGAGGCGCUCCUAAGCGCAACCCGGCCGCCGCCCCCAAGACGCCCACUGCCCCCAAGACGCCCACUUCCCCCAAGACGCCCACUUCCCCCAAGACGCCCACUUCCCCCAAGACGCCCACUUCCCCCAAGACGCCCACUUCCCCCAAGACGCCCACUUCCCCCAAGACGCCCACUUCCCCCAAGACGCCCACUUCCCACAAGACGCCCACUUCCCCCAAGACGCCCACUUCCCCCAAGACGCCCACUUCCCCCAAGACGCCCACUUCCCCCAAGACGCCCACUUCCCCCAAGACGCCCACUUCCCCCAAGACGCCCACUUCCCCCAAGACGCCCACUUCCCCCAAGACGCCCACUUCCCCCAAGACGCCCACUUCCCCCAAGACGCCCACUUCCCCCAAGACGCCCACUUCCCCCAAGACGCCCACUUCCCCCAAGACGCCCACUUCCCCCAAGACGCCCACUUCCCCCAAGACGCCCACUUCCCCCAAGACGCCCACUUCCCCCAAGACGCCCACUUCCCCCAAGACGCCCACUUCCCCCAAGACGCCCACUUCCCCCAAGACGCCCACUGCGCCCGCUGCUGGCAUGGCGGCCGCUCCAAAGGUCCCCGCAGGCGAUACGGGCAACGCGCAGGCAUGGCGGGUCCCGCGGGAAAUUAUGGCAUGGCGGGUCCGACGGGAGAUAAGGGCAACGCGGGCGCAGAACCCAAUCCGCUUACUGCUCCCGCUGCUGGCAUGGCGGUGGCUGGGAAAUAGAAUGGGUUGGAGGUGCGAUGAUAUGCUGUGCUGUGUCACUAAGAGGGGCACAGCACAGCGGGCCCUUGGGAGUAACUCUGGGGCAGGGCGUUUGAAUCAGGAGGUUCUGCUCUGCGCUUUCAGACGCCCCUCUGGUGCAAGGGGGGGGGUUGACCUUUGGGCCGGCUCAGAAGCCGUAGGAGCAGGGUUGAAAGGGCGCAUUUGUGGUGGGGGGGGGGGGGGGAUACUCUGGUGUGUGGGGAGAGGAGGGCUGCAAAGGGUGCUCCUUCCGAGCCGAUGA
Closterium sp. Yama58-4 is the source of this 1623-nucleotide messenger RNA. NCBI's taxonomy places the organism in Eukaryota, Viridiplantae, Streptophyta, Zygnematophyceae, Desmidiales, Closteriaceae. The record is from the annotation of a GenBank genome assembly.